Messenger RNA from Epithele typhae, 723 nucleotides. RefSeq lists its product as uncharacterized. The record is from RefSeq and is a predicted model, not a curated record. NCBI's taxonomy places the organism in Eukaryota, Fungi, Basidiomycota, Agaricomycetes, Polyporales, Epitheliaceae. The coding region runs from base 1 to 723 and encodes 240 amino acids. The transcript is spliced from 9 exons. Gene Ontology annotation, molecular function: arylformamidase activity.
AUGGCGCCUCUCCUGCCUCCUCCCAUGGCCUCCUGGGCGGAGUCCGUGCUGGGUGGGUGCAUUUACUACAAAACCGUUCCGUUGGAGGGCGAUCACGACGGACGAUUGGUAAAAUCGAAGGGAAUCCUCGGAAAGUCAUUCACGGGCUCCGUCCUCGCGUCACGCAUGUUGAUUUGUGCAGGUUUCCUACGAGCUCCCCAAAUUCAAUACGUCGUCAAAGAAUCUGCCAAGGAGAUCAAGGAGAUCACCUCGACCUCGCUUUUGUGGAUGAAGUGGGCGACUCGACUUAAGCCAGAACAACAACCGGAUCCCAAUGGGACGUCUAACAUCCACUCGGAGUCCAUCAAAUACGGCAUCCACAACUGGGCGCAGCACGGCAUCUGCGGCAGCGGCGUUCUGCUCGGCGUGGUCAAUUUCUACACCGACAGGCUCGGCACGCCCCCGUACGACCGGAUGGCCGCGCACGCGAUCUUGCUCACGGACCUGCUCGCAUCCGCCGAGGCCGAGGGCGUGACGUUCCAGCAGGCGGACAUUCUCGUCAUCCGCGCAGGGUUCAUAGGUCCAGUGUUGACGAGACGUUGUAGCGCGGGAAUCGACCACAGCGAGGACGCGAAACGGUUCCUUUGGGACACGCACUUCGCGGUCAUGGCGUCCGGCACGCCGACGACGGGGCCUCGGCGGGAUCGCGGGCUGCGGCGUGCUUAUGAAGCGUCAGACCACUAG